Paramecium sonneborni is the source of this 1118-nucleotide messenger RNA. The record is from the annotation of a GenBank genome assembly. NCBI's taxonomy places the organism in Eukaryota, Ciliophora, Oligohymenophorea, Peniculida, Parameciidae.
AUAAUAUAUGAGCAAGGAUAACAAAGGUGAAAUUGAUGUUGAUAGUAUCAUUGAAAGACUUUUGAGUGUUAGAGGAAGUAAACCAGGAAAAAAUGUAAACUUAACAGAGGCAGAAGUGAGAGGAUUAUGUAUAAAAGCUAGAGACAUUUUUAUUUCUCAACCAAUUUUAUUGGAACUUGAAGCUCCAUUAAAAAUAUGUGGUUAGUUUAUAAUAAUAUUAGUUUGUAGGUGAUGUGCAUGGUUAAUAUUUUGAUUUGCUUAGAUUAUUUGAGUAUGGAGGUUAUCCUCCAGAAAGUAAUUAUCUUUUCCUUGGUGAUUAUGUUGAUAGAGGUAAUUAAAGUUAAUUUAUUUUGAUAGGAAAACAAUCAUUAGAAACAAUUUGUCUUUUAUUAGCAUAUAAAAUAAAAUAUCCUGAAAAUUUCUUUUUAUUGAGAGGCAAUCAUGAAUGUGCAUCUAUAAACAGAAUUUAUGGAUUUUAUGAUGAAUGUAAAUUAGAUUAAUAGUAAUGAUAGGCAAACGAAGAUAUACUAUAAAAUUAUGGAAAACAUUCACUGACUGUUUUAAUUGUUUACCUGUAGCUGCAUUAAUUGAUGAAAAGAUUUUAUGUAUGCAUGGUGGAUUAUCUCCUGAAUUAUCAAAUUUGGAACAAAUUAGACGAAUAAUGAGACCAACAGAUGUUCCAGAUACUGGAUUACUUUGUGAUUUAUUAUGGUCUGAUCCUGAUAAAGAUGUUUAAGGAUGGGCAGAUAAUGAAAGAGGUGUUUCAUAUGUUUUUAGUCAAGAAAUCGUUUAAGUCUUUCUUAAAAAACAUGAAUUAGAUUUAAUAUGUAGAGCACAUCAAGUAAAUAUAUAUAUAUAUCAUAUUUUUAUAGGUGGUUGAAGAUGGAUAUGAGUUUUUUAGUAAAAGAUAAUUAGUAACAUUAUUUUCAGCCCCGAAUUAUUGUGGUGAAUUUGAUAAUGCAGGUAUAUAUCUAAUAUUAUAAUAUUUAUAGGAUCUAUGAUGACUGUUGAUGAAUCCCUCAUGUGUUCUUUUUAAAUUUUGAAACCAGCAGAAUAAGGAUAAGGUGCCUCCCAAUAAAAUAAAGCAGGAAGUGCUAAAUUUGUGAACUGAAUCAUCA